Molecule: messenger RNA, 1123 nt
Organism: Schistosoma haematobium
Lineage: Eukaryota; Metazoa; Platyhelminthes; Trematoda; Strigeidida; Schistosomatidae
Product: Cytochrome c oxidase subunit IV isoform 1
Exons: 5
Coding region: 37-603 (188 amino acids)
Biological process (GO): mitochondrial electron transport, cytochrome c to oxygen
Source: RefSeq, a predicted model, not a curated record
UGGGAGUCGCUCGGUUUUUGUUUCGAGCGCAUCGUAAUGGUGUUACGGACGUGUCCUGUGUAUUUCAUGUUAUGUAGGAGGAUAACGGCUGCAGCAGUCGCUCCAAAGGACUCAUGUGCAGUGCUUUCACCCUUGGAGCAAAAAUUUUACCCACAUAUAGGUAACCGUGAAAUAGUGGGUUUCGGUAGGAAUGGGAUUCCUAUGUAUUAUGAUGAUUUGGCGUACCCGUAUCCUUCAAUCAGAUUUCGCAACCAUACCCCUGAAAUUGCUAAAUUAAGAGAGAAAGAACAAGGGGACUGGAGUCAGUUGACAACCGAGGAAGUGAAGACAUUAUAUCGUCAUAGCUUUCAACGUACCUUUGCUGAAUUAACCGCUCCACAUGGCCAGUGGAAACUUGGACUAGCAUAUGGUUUUAUUUUCAUUAGUAUCGGCCUCCUAUUCUACAUAUACAUCCGUACGUUUGUUGUAAUACCUCCGAAAAACGUACUCGAAUUGCCUGAAUAUAAGGAUGCAGUUUUAUACAAAAAGGUGUUCAGUCGGUCAGGAUCAAUUAGUGAUGUCUACAAGUUUGAUGUUUCUAAGAUGCGUUGGAGAGAAGAAUAGCUUUAUAUCAACUUAAUGUAGUGCUAGAUGUAACAUUUGAAAUAAACUUUGUUAGUACUAUUUGGUCUUUAGUUGUAUGCUCACUUAUACAUAAUGAUGAUUUGUAUUUCUGCAGAAGUUCUUCGGUUUUGGGCUUCGAUGCAUUCGGUGCAUGGCAACUGCCAGAGAGACCAAGAUUGAGACUAUUUUGAAAGAAAACUUCCCGAGCGCUAGGCUUGUGUCUGUUUCUGAUGUGAGUGGUGGUUGUGGAGCUAUGUUCGAAAUAGUUAUUGAAGCAGGAGAGUUUGCAUCCUUGUCCGUUUUGCAGCAGCAUCGAGCUGUUAAAAAGGCCUUGAGAGAUGAAAUAAAGAACAUGCAUGGACUUACAAUCAAAACUAAGGCGUGAGAUAACUUGUCAGCCGCUUUAUCAUCUAUAGUUGACAUUUUCUUGUUCAGAAAUUUAGAAGUACUGACUUCGUCCCUAUAUAUACGUAUGUUUGGUUCUCAUGUAAAAAUGUUUAAUUAAAAGUUUGCAUAUGGC